Molecule: messenger RNA, 2129 nt
Organism: Notothenia coriiceps (black rockcod)
Lineage: Eukaryota; Metazoa; Chordata; Actinopteri; Perciformes; Nototheniidae
Product: FCH and double SH3 domains protein 2
Exons: 16
Coding region: 258-2099 (613 amino acids)
Biological process (GO): regulation of actin filament polymerization; neuromuscular synaptic transmission
Cellular component (GO): neuromuscular junction; recycling endosome
Molecular function (GO): protein binding
Source: RefSeq, a predicted model, not a curated record
UAGUACUGUGGUAGUGGCAGCAGCCAACACAAGUGGGUCCAGUCUCUCCUCGUAGCUCUGUACAAACUAGCCAUUUAUCAUCAAUCAUGGCCGCCGGAGUACACAUUUAACUCCCGUGUUUCCUCCCUGUCGUCUGGAGGGGAGGAUUUUUGGUUUGAGGAGACACAAUAAUAGUCCUCCACUGAUUUUUGGAUUUCCUCUUGGAAUGACAAUACAUCUCGCAAGGGAAAUACCAUUCAUGUCAAUAAUACUCCAAAAUGCAGCCGCCGCCGAGGAAGGUCAAAGUGACACAGGAGCUGAAGAACACACACGCAGAGCAGAUGACAAGACUGCACUUUAAACACCAGACUGAAUGUGACCUGCUGGAAGACAUGAGGACCUACAGUCUGAAGAAGGGACAGCUGGAGAGGGACUAUGCACAGGCUCUGCAGAAGUUAGCAAGCCAGUACCUAAAGAGAGACUGGCCUGGAAUCAACCCUGAUGACCAGAGAACAGACUACAGGAAUGUGUAUGCAGUGUGGAGGUCGUACUUAGAAGGAACCGUGCAGGUCAGCCAAUCCAGGCUCAACGUGUGUGACAACUACAAAAUUCAAGUAUCAGAGCCCGCUAAGACUGUGAGACUGUAUAAGGAGCAGCAACUCAAAAAGACCAUAGAUCAGUUGAGUGGCAUUCAAGCAGAGCUGCAGGAGUCGGUGAAAGACUUGGCAAAAGCCAAGAAAAAAUACUACGACUGUGAGCAGGUUGCCCACGCCAUUCGAGAAAAGGCCGACAUAGAGGCCAAGUCUAAACUGGGUCUUUUUCAGUCAAGAAUUAGUUUACAGAAAGCAAGUGUAAAGUUGAAAGCCAAGAGAAGUGACUGUAACUCCAAGGCAACACACGCAAGGAACGACUACUUGCUAACGCUAGCAGCUGCCAAUGUUCACCAUGACCGUUACUAUCAUACUGAUCUACUGCACUGCAUACAGGCCUUGGACGGCAGGAUCUAUGAGCACGUGAAAGACUACCUGGUAGAGCUGAGUCGUACCGAGCUAGAGGCAUCGCAAGCCUCUCACAACACCUUCCAGUUCCUGUUGGACAAAUCCACCAGGGUAAUACAAGAAUACAACCAGCAGUUGUUCAUGCAGGAGAACCCAGUGUUUCACAAAGCACACGACUUCCAGUUCCAGCCCAGCGAUUGUGACACGACUCUGAGCUCGGUGCCGCAGUUGGUGGACAUUGAGCCGUCGCCCGUCAGUGCCAUGAGAAUGACCCUGGCACAGAGUCGACAGCUGGAGUCGGAGACGGGCACGACGGAGGAGCACAGUCUGAACAAAGAGGCCAGGAGAUGGGCAACCAGAAUCGCCAGAGAACACAAGAACAUCAUACAUUACAAGAGAUGUCUGGAGGAGUGUGAGAACCAUGGCUUGCCCCCCACAGAGCAGGGGAGACUAGAUCUGGAGUUGAAGAUCGACGAGACCAAAGAAAACAUACGCAAAGCUGAGGUACCUGACUCACAUUGUCAACAUUUCUUUUUGUUCACACAGUGGAUACAUAUUGGGAUAUUUGUGUCUGCUGAGAUUGCUGGUGCACAAAAGGGAAGGGCCUCUCAGCCGGAUGAGUUAACUAUUGAUGAGCAGGAGAUGUUGGAGGUCAUAGAGGAUGGCGACAUGGAGGACUGGGUCAAGGCGCGCAAUAAGACCGGUCUCAUUGGCUAUGUCCCGGAGAAAUACCUGCAGUUCCCGACCUCCAACAGUUUGCUCAGCAUGCUCCAGUCUCUGGCGACUCUCGAUGCUCGAUCCCACACCUCGUCCAAUUCCACCGAGCCAGAGCUGCACUCGGGCUGCAUCAAUGGAGACACUAACAUCAUUUUUGUCCGCGCACUUUAUGAUUAUGAUGGCCAGGCAGACGAGGAACUCUCCUUUUCGGAGGGAGCUGUGAUUCGUCUGUUGAACCGCGACACUCAGACGGACGAUGGCUUCUGGGAGGGGGAGAUCAACGGACGGGUGGGCGUCUUCCCCUCCGUGCUGGUAGAAGAUCUCGCUGAGAAUGGGGAGACCAGUGGAGGAGGGCCUGGUGACAUACAGGUAUGUAAAACAAUUAGUCAGGGACCCCUUAAGUAACACUCAGCUCUAGAUUCAUCCAUCACUCUG